ACAGUGCGACAGAAGUGAAAGGGAGAGCGCAGCAGCUUGCGGGAUAUCUAGCCUUGUGGUAGCGACUGAAGGAGCAAACAAGUCCUGCAGAGAUCUAGCCCGGCAGCCUUCUGGUAGGGAACCAUGUCGCCGGUGCACGUCCCGGAGGUCAGCGGCAGCGGCAACGGGUCCUCCCUGACCCUAAACCCGGUGCAGCGGGCGCUCAGCCGCCUCUCGUCGUCGUCGGCCAUGACGCCCAGGUCACCGCCGCCGUCCUACGGGAACAUCGUCACCGUGCUCAGCAUCGACGGAGGCGGCGUCCGUGGCAUCAUCCCCGGCACCAUCCUCGCCUUCCUCGAAGAAAAGCUCCAGGAGCUCGAUGGACCUGAGGUGAGGCUCGCGGACUACUUCGACGUGAUCGCCGGGACUAGCACCGGGGGGCUGGUGACGGCCAUGCUCACCGCGCCCAACGCCCAGGGCCGCCCGCUCUUCGCCGCCAAGGACAUCAACGACUUCUACCUCAAACACUGCCCCAAGAUCUUCCCUGCCGUCUACGGCGGCCCUCUGGGCCUGCUCAGGAGCAUCAGGGGCCCCAAGUACGACGGACAGUACCUCCACUCCGUCGUCAAAGACCUGCUCGGGAAGACGACGGUGAGCCAGGCGCUGCAGAACAUCGUCAUCCCCACCUUCGACAUCAAGCUGCUCCAGCCAACCAUCUUCUCCAGAUACGACGCCCUGAACGACGUCUCCAAGAACGCUCUCCUCUCCGACGUGUGCAUCAGCACGUCCGCCGCGCCUACUUACCUCCCCGGCCACCACUUUGAGACCAAGGACAAGGAUGGCAAGAUCCGGGCCUUCAACCUCAUCGACGGAGGCGUCGCUGCCAACAACCCGACGAUGCUGGCGAUGACGCACGUCAGCAAGCAGAUCCUCCUGGGCAACAAGGACUUCUUCCCCAUCAAGCCCGCCGACUUCGGCAGGUUCAUGGUGCUCUCGCUCGGCACCGGCUCCGCCAAGGUGGAGGAGAAGUACGACGCCGCCGCCUGCGGCAAGUGGGGCGUCCUCGGCUGGCUCUACAACGACGGCGCCUCGCCGCUCAUCGACAGCUUCAGCCAGGCCAGCGCCGACCUCGUCGACAUCCAGGCCUCCGUGCUCUUCCAGGCGCUGCACUGCGAGAAGCAGUACCUCCGCAUCCAGGACGACGAGCUCAACGGUGACACCUCCUCCGUCGACGUCUCCACGCCCGACAACCUCAACAGGCUCGUCGGAGUCGGAAAGGCGCUGCUCAAGAGGAGCGUCUGCAGGGUGGACGUCGAGACCGGCAAGAGCGUGCCCGACAACAACAGAGGCACCAACGAGGAGGAGCUCAUCGAGUUCGCCCGCAUGCUCUCUCAGGAGCGCAAGGCCAGGUUCCAGAAGAAAGGCGCAAGCGUCACACAGUAAAACAUCAUGCAUACUA
Messenger RNA from Lolium rigidum, 1438 nucleotides. Its product is annotated as patatin-like protein 2. NCBI's taxonomy places the organism in Eukaryota, Viridiplantae, Streptophyta, Magnoliopsida, Poales, Poaceae. The transcript has 4 exons. The record is from RefSeq and is a predicted model, not a curated record. Gene Ontology annotation, biological process: lipid metabolic process. The coding region runs from base 124 to 1422 and encodes 432 amino acids. Gene Ontology annotation, molecular function: glycerophospholipase activity; monoacylglycerol lipase activity.